UGUUCGGUAGCCACAGAGCUCCAUCCGAGAGCGCGCAGGAGACUCAUGCACACUAAAAACAGAGGUAUGCAUCAGUGUUUUUACAUGUAUUUGCACAUAUUACCGCUCGAAUGAGGCGAGUUUGAGGGGAAUAAGCGCCUGGGGAAUAGAUGACGAUGAGGAUGAUGAAGAGCGCGAGACACCUGUGAUCAGAUUCAGCAUCAGUCAGUGAUAUCUGACUGUACAGAACAGAAAGGAUAUUAAAAGAGACAUUAUUCAAUGACAAAUGGGUCGUGUGGAUCUCGUCUUUGGACACUCAUUACACGGAACAACUUUUAUUCUCAACACACAGUGAAAGGAUCUCGCUGCUGAAUACUCCGCCACAAUACUCCACAAUUACUGGUUCAGUUCCAGCAGCACUAUGACAGAUGGAGAUUAUGACUAUCUGAUCAAACUCCUGGCUUUGGGGGAUUCUGGAGUGGGCAAGACCACCUUCCUUUACCGCUACACAGACAACAAGUUCAACCCCAAAUUUAUCACCACCGUGGGCAUCGAUUUCAGGGAAAAGAGAGUGGUGUACACCACAAACAGCCCCAAUGGAACAACAGGAAAGACGUUUAAAGUUCAUCUGCAGCUUUGGGACACCGCAGGACAGGAAAGGUUCAGGAGUUUAACGACAGCGUUCUUCAGGGAUGCCAUGGGAUUCCUGCUCAUGUUUGACCUGACGAGUCAACAGAGUUUCCUCAAUGUCAGGAACUGGAUGAGUCAGCUCCAGGCGAACGCAUAUUGUGAGAAUCCAGAUAUUGUUCUCGUUGGAAAUAAAGCCGAUCUCGCCGACCAGAGAGAAGUACAGGAGAAACAAGCGAGAGAACUUGCGGAUAAAUACGGCAUUCCAUACUUCGAGACGAGUGCGGCAACCGGAGCGGAAGUGGACAAGGCCGUCGUCACGCUCCUGGACCUGGUGAUGAAGAGGAUGGAGCAGUGUGUGGAUAAACCCGUGACCGACACACCGAACACGGACCACACCAGCAAACUUGACCCUGCGCCCGUCAACGAGAAGAAAUGUGCAUGUUAAAGAACCAGGAAGUGCCCCUCUAUUUCCCUCUACUGGACAGGUGCGGAAGUGCAGCCCGUGUGGCAGAUCUCAACACGACGGCGCUGGUCUCGUUUAGGUUUGGGUCUCGCACGUCUGUCCCGAAUGUGUGGACUUUUUUCAUUUUUUAGUGGAGAGUUUUAAAGACCAUCUUUAACAGCCCCUUCGAAAUGUAUCCAAGAAAGUAGCUUUUGGCAAAUGUGUCUAAAAUAUCUUCAUAUAUAGAUCUUAAGUCAUAAACAUACUCUACACAAGUAUACAAACGCAGAUGAAUGCUUGGUGCAUUUAGACACGAUAGAGGUUCUGUCAAAUGUCUAUGCGACAGUUUAACUAACUUUAACUAAUUUGCACCGUAACUAUCGGCUAUAGUGCCCCUUGUGGCAAUACUGAGAAUGCAGUGCAACAGUUUUGGAAUGACGCAUCAGAACGCAAAUGAGCUUGUGCAACUAGAAGCAUCUGUGUUCAUGAACUUGUGUGGAGUUUGUUUCCGGCCUUGUAUGUUAUUCAAAUGAACGUAAAUAGAAGUUUUUAUGUGUUAGGAAUGUUUUUAAUUUUUUGAUUUAAUGUUUCUGUUGGCACAUUUAUUUUGCCCUUUUCUCUACUCAUUCUUAAACUGUUCUGGUGGAAAUGGUGAAUUUUAGAGAAAGAAAAUGAUUCCAAUUGAAUUUGGAUUCUUACGGUCUCACUGAAUGAACGUUACUAUAACUACAUUGUUUCAACGUGUUACGUUCUACAUUUCACUGCAGUUUCCUGGUGAGGCGCUACAACAACUGUGCGUUUUAUUCACUUUCAUAAAAAUCACGACUGCAAUGGCUGAUUGGGACUUUAUAAACACUUAUUUUUCACUCUAUUACUCACAGACUGUUAUGUUAUCAAAACUUUUACUCUACGUAUCAACGACACAUUUUAAUGCUUGUAUUACAGACUUGCCUACAUUUACACACUUAUUCCAAAGUGAUUCGCUUGCGCGGUAGCUCACCUGAUAGAGUGUUGGACUUUGAACUCAGAAGACAGCAUUUCGAGCCCAACGUUUUUAGGUUAGGGAGGUAUGGUUUACUCACUAAAACCUCCUAAAAAACAUUGUCUGAUUGUCUGAUUACGACACCAUUUCACUCACUUUUGGCGCCCCCCGCUGGACAUUUCACUAGGAAACUGCAGCCAAACGUGAAAUAAAGCAUGUAAUUUCGUAGUUGCCACUGUCACGUAAUGUUCAUGAGAUCAGGCUAAAAAAUACACACCUUCUAAAUUAAUGUACACACAAACAGAGGUAUUUUGACAUGUUUUUACGUACAAUAUUUUAGUUUUUACACGUUUGGGGGUCUUUCUCACCGAAUGUGUUUUGUGUUCAUCUGCGCUGUUUUUUAAAUGGUUUUUCCAUGUAAACAUGAACUAGAUGGACGUCUUUGUCUCGUACAGGAGUGCCAUGUAUUUUACAAGCUUUGAUAAGUUAAAAGAACUUGAGAAGCACUAUUUUUUGUUAGUGCAAGAAUGCGUUUGGUCUAAACGGCCCCUUAGAAUGGUGUAGAAAAAAUGUAAUGGUGCAACUCAUUAAACUCCAGCUGUUAAACGGCUAAUUUGCAGACUGCUAUUUGUGUGCCAAAACACUAUUUCAAUGCCUGCCAGAGUGUGUCUUCUGUGAAUGAAAAAUGUGUGCAUGUCUGCAGUGUUGUUUAGUAUGCACCAUCUCACUGCCAGACGGGAAUACUGAAGAUCUUUCAGCAAUAUCUGCUUCUGACCGAAUAUACGGUUAUAUUUAUGUUCCAUUUUUCAUUUCAGAAACUCCUCAGUAUUUCAGAUUGCUCUGUUGUUGUGCACAGUAAAACCGCCUGUGAAUGCCUGCGUGUUUAAUGCGUGUCGGUGCAUGUGGCCAACAUGAUGUUUACAGAGAAUCUGUUCUACAACGAGGGCGGACUUCUCUAAAAAUUGCACCCAGAAUAGCAUUUUAUUUAUGCUUUUAAUUAUGAAAUGAAUUAAAGUUUAUGUAGAUGAAUCUUUAACUAGAGCAUGGCCCUGUACCGAUACCUGCAAGUGAAAUUUGACUUACUAUGAUAACCAUGUUUAAGCAGUUUAUGGUUAUUUUAUCCCCUCAAUCUGUUAGAUUUUGUUCAGAGGAAAAAAAGUAAAUAACUUUUGAGAUUAUGAACAGAAGAAACUCAAAAAUACAAACUUAAACAGUAGGAGUGCAAAACCAUGCAAACAAACUAUUGAAUAUUCAUGAUGGUGUUUAUAUAGCGCGCACAUAAGCGCACUCGAUUUAGUUUUGUUGUACACGAGUGGCUCAAGCAGACUGAUUGUGAAUUCUGAACGUUUUUAAGAAAUAGUGGCAAAUGAUGUUUUUUAAUGCAUCUUUGUACAUUAAUAUAUAUAUAUAUAUAUAUUAAUAUAUACACAUAUAUACGUAUAUAUAUAUAUAUAUAUAUAUAUAUUGCAUUAUGAAAAAUUUCUCCCCAAAUUCUCAUUGUGAUGCAAAAAAAUAAAUAAAUUGGGAAAUUUUACUUUUUGUUUGAGUUUCUAUAUUUCUGGGUUGGGGGGGAGGGUGCGGGGGUGUCCUAAUUAUUAUUAUUAUUAUUAUUAUUAUUAUUAUAUUUUUUUCUUCUUUUUUUCUUCUUAAGUAAAAUAUAAUUUGUAAUUUGUCUUGAUUUGGUAAUGUUCUUGGCAGAUGUAUGUAUGGUUAACAUGAUUAAUCCAUGUAGUUCCUAUUGUUUAAUGAGGUCUGAACUGGAACCACAAACUCGAACUCAAAAUGAGCAAAUAGUUUAGUUUCUAGAUAUAUAUAUAUAUAUAUAUAUAUAUAUAUAUUUUUUUUUUUGUCCAACGGUGCCAAAACAGACAUAUUGUGCCAUACCACUCUUAUUUUCUCUUAAGUGUCCACACUGAAAGGUCCUGACAGUACUGAAGUCUCUCCACAGGGCUUUAACACUCUGAUCGAGUGUUUGAUGAAUGUUUAUUUCCAUACACUGAUGUUGCUUGUAUUUCAGGCAUGCUGUAGAAUGACGUGACAUGUCGGACAGGCCUUUAAAUGUGACAAUCUCUGGAGCAAACAUUCACAUUUGUAUUUGUUUUCAUGAAACCGUUUCUAAAGAACUUCUGCUGCUUGGCCUUCAACAGAACCGGAUCUCUUUAGCUUCUCGUGUAUGUUUAACUGGUUUAGUACCUCAUGUGGUUAAAGGAAUGGCUUUAUGAAAAAGUGAUUUUGUUCUCUUAAAGUUUACAUUGUCUGAAGGGUUCUCUCUCUACUUGUGCCUGUAAACAUCUACUGACCAAUGACCCAAGUCUUUAUAAGAGUUCUGAACUUGUAUGUAUUUUAGUGCAUUAAAAGUAUAUUUGGCAAAAUAACACAAAUAACUUUGAAUUGAAAUUGUAAUGCCGGUAGAAAUGACUCCUCUGUUGUCUUUGAAAGCCUUUAUUUUUCAGUUGUGUGUGUACUGUGUUAUUAAAGAAUAAAGAGAAAAGAAAAACCA
Molecule: messenger RNA, 4533 nt
Organism: Myxocyprinus asiaticus (Chinese sucker)
Lineage: Eukaryota; Metazoa; Chordata; Actinopteri; Cypriniformes; Catostomidae
Gene: rab27b
Product: RAB27B, member RAS oncogene family
Exons: 7
Coding region: 401-1054 (217 amino acids)
Biological process (GO): positive regulation of exocytosis; melanosome transport
Cellular component (GO): melanosome; secretory granule
Molecular function (GO): GTP binding; GTPase activity
Source: RefSeq, a predicted model, not a curated record